This is a messenger RNA of Plasmodium malariae, 960 nucleotides long. NCBI's taxonomy places the organism in Eukaryota, Apicomplexa, Aconoidasida, Haemosporida, Plasmodiidae. The record is from the annotation of a RefSeq genome assembly.
AUGCCCAGUGUACUACAGGAAAAUUUUAUACAAACACUACCAUCCAAAAUUUAUUAUAGACAAAAUUUCGAGAAAGAAAUCGAUUAUUGCUUAUCGUUUCAUGAUAAUAACAAAUUUCUAGGAAAAAGAACUGAGAUAUAUAAAAAUGAAAAAAUUAAAAGUAUUGCAAAUAAGCUUAUGAGUCCUUUGUGUUAUGUGGCAUUUAAUAAUGAAGGAGAUGAAUGUAAUAAGCAAUGUCAUUAUUUGUACUAUUGGUUAGGAAAAGAAUUAUUUAAUAAAUUAGAGUAAGAUUCAUUUUCAGAAGUUAUUGGAAUACUUGAGGAUGUUUCAAAUGUUCUCUCUGGAGGUGGUAAAUGCAAAUGUAAAUUUUUUAAAAAUAUUAAAAAGGAGAACUUUGAAAAAAUGAAGAUUGUGCAUGAUUAUUGUAAAGAUCACGAGAGCAUUGAAAGCACUCUGAAAUUAUAUGUUAAUAAAUGUGAUAAUAAAUUUAAUGAUUAUCUUCUUAAAGUCACUAGUGCAUAUGAGGAAGUGUAUAAUUGUACAAAUACAAAACCUGAACAAUAUUGUUCUGAACUUAAAAAUCAUGUUACUAGUUGCCUUAAUAAAAAGUUAUCUUCUUUGAAGUGUGAAAUAAAGGAAGUUUCCACAGAAGACAAAGGUACAAGCCAAUAUGAUACCAAUUAUCUUGACCCAGAAUAUGUAAGAUAUGCAUCUAUUUUUAGUUCAUCUCAAAUUUUCCUGUACUUGGUUCUACCCUUUAUUGGUAUUUUGUUCAUUGGUUUCCUUCUAUAUAAAUUUACUCCAAUUGUAUCAUGGAUACAUACUAAAGUAUUAAAGAAAAAUUCAAUUAGACGUAAUUUGGAUGAAAUGGAUAUACUAGAAUUAACAGAAUACACGAACGAACGAAGAAAAUUAAAUUUAGGUAGAAAACAAUUAAAUGUAGCAUAUCAUGCCGCAUGA